Molecule: messenger RNA, 2445 nt
Organism: Lodderomyces pseudojiufengensis
Lineage: Eukaryota; Fungi; Ascomycota; Pichiomycetes; Serinales; Debaryomycetaceae
Exons: 1
Coding region: 1-2445 (814 amino acids)
Biological process (GO): mismatch repair; nucleotide-excision repair
Cellular component (GO): nucleotide-excision repair factor 2 complex; cytoplasm; XPC complex
Molecular function (GO): single-stranded DNA binding; damaged DNA binding
Source: RefSeq, a predicted model, not a curated record
AUGGUCAAUUUUCCGACUGUUCAACAUAAAGAACUAUUCAAUGAGAGAAAUUUAAGAAAUACCCACAAUGAGAAUAGACCAAUAAAACGGAGAAGAAAACAACUGCCCGAAGUUAUUGAAAUUAGCGAUGAAAGUGUAAAAAGAGACGCGACUGAUGAUUCACAAGAUUCGGAUAAUUUUGAAGAUGUUACAUUAGACAUGGAACCCGAAAUCGAUUAUGAGGAAGCUAACAAUUCAAGUGGUGAUUCGGAUGAUUUUGAAGACGUGGAGUUCGAGGUUCCCAACGCGUCGUACGACUUUGAUGAACCAAAAUCUAAGGAAAAUGAAUUGUUAUCCUUUCAAAUUCAAUCAAAGGAAGAAGAACAGUCCCCUUCAAAGAAAAAGAAAGCGAAGUUCAUAUCUAACGAUGAAAGGUUGAGACGAGUUUUAAUCCACAAAAUGUACCUUGUAAUGUUGAUUAUACAUGCUGCCAUUAGAAAUUCUUGGUGCAACGAUAAAGAUAUUGGAAAAAAAUUGAAAAAUUCAUGCGUAACACAACAAAUAUCAAAGUUGUUGGAUGAUGAUGAGUCUUCUGAUGCAAUAAAAUCAAGACGAUUAUUGGAUGGUAUUAAAAAAUUAAUAACGAUCUAUGAAUCGAAGUAUAGACUUACAGCCCAAGGUUUAAUUAGAAAAGAAUGGAAUGAAUUGUCAGUUGUGCAAGAGUCGGCGGAAAUAGUUACAAAAAAGAAGUUUAAGAGGUUGGUGACAAAUUUUAGAGGUAGCAGGGACGUGGCAGCUCAAGGAUUCGUAGCUCUAUUGAGGUCAUUGGGUUUAAAUGCUAGAUUGGUCAUUUCAUUACAACCACCUGAUUAUACACUCAUUACAGAAUCUGAAAUUAAAGAAGGCAAGAAAUCUACGGCUAGUUUUGAAUCCUCGACCUAUCCUAUCUUUUGGGUCGAAGUGUGGGACAAAUUUGGAAAGAAGUGGAUCAGUGUUGAUCCGAUCGUUUCAAAAUCAAUCGAGGUAUGUUCGAAAAGAAAAAAAUCGAGUUUUGAGCCACCUAGCUCCGACGUGAGGAAUCAAUUGGUCUAUGUUGUAGCAUUUGAUAAAUAUGGUAGAGUUAGGGAUGUAACUCGAAGAUACUCGUAUCAGUAUAACGCAAAAACCAUCAGGAAACGAAUAGAAUUUAAGUCAAAUGACGAUAAAGAAUGGUAUUAUCGAAUAUUAAAUUAUUGUGAAAAGAAGAAAUCUAAAAGCGUGGCAGACAUUUACGAACAGAAAGAAUUUCAUGAACGAGAUUUAGCAGAGGGAAUGCCCAAUAACAUACAAGCAUUUAAGGAUCAUCCGUUAUAUGCACUAGACUCUCAAUUGAGACAAAACGAAGUGAUACAUCCAACAGACGAGUCAAGUGUUUGCGGAAUGUUUCGACCGCGAAAUUCAUCAUCAAAAUUGUUGAAAGUGUACAGAAGGUCAAGUGUAUAUAGGCUAAGAUCAGCUAGAGCUUGGUAUAUGAAAGGAAGAGUUUUAAAAUUAGGAGCAUCAGCUUUAAAAUCUAAAAAAAGUAAUAACAAUAGUAACGAGGAAGAAGAUGUUCGACUUUAUGCAGAAUUUCAAACCAAAUUGUAUGUUCCACCAAGGAUUGAAAAUGGAAACAUUCCGAAAAAUCAAUAUGGUAAUAUAGAUGUAUACACAGAGUCAAUGAUACCGCCUAAUGGUUCUUUAAUUAGAACCAAUGAUCAAGUGACCAUGAAACUUUUAAUAAGAUGUGCCAAUUUAUUAGAAAUUGAUUUUGCAAAGGCAAUAACGUCAUUUGAUUUUACUCAAAGAAGUAAGCAUACUCCAAAUGCAAAAGAAGGUGGUAUAGUAAUUUUGAAAGAUUUCGAAGAGGCACUUAGACUUACAAUCCAACACACGUUAGAAGAAGAGAAAGAGCAUAACCGUUUGAUGGUCGAGUUGAAUGCUUUGCAGAAUUGGAGAUAUAUCUUGUUGAAGCUAAGAUUGAACCAACGGUUAAACAAAACACACGGUGCCGUUGAAGAUGAUACUGAAUUAAACUUUUUGAAUAAUACAGAAGAUGGAGAAGAAGAAAUUGAAGAUGGAGGAUUUGUGGUUGAUCUACCAAGAAAUCAUGAAGUUGAAAAGUUUGAUGACUAUGAAGACGAUGCUAUUGGUGGUGGGUUUGUUGUUUCCGAUGAUGAGUUGGGAGAAUUGGAAAACGGUAAUGAGAAUGAUAUAGAAGAAUCUGUUUUGAUUGAAAAGACUAGAAAAUCAAGAGCUGCAACUCCAAAGUAUCAAGAUGAUGCAUUCAUUGGCGAAGGCGACGACAGUGAGUCACAGAUGAGUAAGUUUAUAUCUUAUUCAGAUAGUUCUGGUUCUGAAGCUGAAUUUAAAAAUGAUGAGAAUGAAUACGAAGAUGAAGAUGAAGAUGAGGACGAUGGUCUAGAAUUUGAGUUUGAGAGUGAUUGA